Messenger RNA from Oncorhynchus gorbuscha (pink salmon), 3806 nucleotides. Its product is annotated as acyl-CoA desaturase-like. The record is from RefSeq and is a predicted model, not a curated record. The coding region runs from base 241 to 1236 and encodes 331 amino acids. Gene Ontology annotation, molecular function: palmitoyl-CoA 9-desaturase activity; stearoyl-CoA 9-desaturase activity; iron ion binding. The transcript is spliced from 6 exons. Lineage: Eukaryota; Metazoa; Chordata; Actinopteri; Salmoniformes; Salmonidae. Gene Ontology annotation, cellular component: endoplasmic reticulum membrane. Gene Ontology annotation, biological process: unsaturated fatty acid biosynthetic process; response to fatty acid.
GAAGUGGCAUCAAAUGCCCCUCGACCAAUUGCAGUCUUUAAAACGAGGUCUGAAGAUGAAACUCAGCAGCAGGUUAGGUAAGCGGAGUCAUCACUACGAGUAGAGCUGACAACGCGUUCAAUUGUCAACUUUCGCCCGAAGAAGCCAUCUCCGCGUUGUGCCCAUUUUAACGAUUCUCUUCAUACCACGCAUAUAGAUCUCGUCUCAACACUGGGCACGUUACAGAAUUCUACAGCAAAAAUGACAGAGACGACAAACCCCAGCAAGCAACAAAACGGAGAUGCCGUGAUGCUAGAAACGUCGACGAGGGAUGAUGUUUUUGAUGAUAGUUAUAAAGCAAAAGAGGGCCCUAAACCACCGAUGAGACUGGUGUGGAGAAACAUCAUAUUAAUGUUUUUAUUACAUGUUGGAGCGCUCUAUGGACUGAUGCUCGUGCCCUCCGCGUCGGUCCUGACUCUGGCUUGGACUGCUUUGUGCUUCUUGCUCAGUGCCCUGGGUAUAACUGCAGGGGCCCACCGCCUCUGGAGUCACAAGUCCUACAAGGCCUCCACCCCUCUCCGAGUCUUUCUGGCCCUCGCUAACUCCAUGGCCUUUCAGAACGACAUCUACGAGUGGGCGAGGGACCACCGGGUUCACCACAAGUACUCUGAGACAGACGCCGACCCCCACAAUGCAGUGCGGGGAUUUUUCUUCGCUCACAUUGGCUGGCUGCUCGUACGCAAGCACCCCGACGUCAUCGAGAAGGGCAAGAAGCUGGAGCUGACGGACCUGAAGGCAGAUAAAGUCGUCAUGCUCCAGAGAAAGUACUACAAGCUGUCUGUGGUCCUGCUGUGUUUCCUGGUGCCCAUGUGGGUGCCUUGGUUCCUGUGGGAUGAGUCCCUGUGGGUGGGCUACUUCAUCCCGUGCCUCAUGAGGUACGCUCUGGUGCUGAAUGCUACCUGGCUGGUCAACUCUGCCGCUCACAUGUGGGGCAACCGACCCUACGACCGCAACAUCAACCCCAGUGAGAACCGUUUUGUGGCCUUCAGCGCCAUCGGUGAGGGCUUCCACAACUACCACCACACCUUUCCCUUUGACUACGCCACCAGUGAGUUCGGCGUGAAGUUGAACAUCACCACCGCCUUCAUAGACCUCAUGUGCUUCCUGGGCUUGGCCAAGGACUGCAAGAGGGUGUCCCGCGACCUCAUCUCGACCCGCGCCCAGAGAACCGGUGACGGCAGCCACAAGACUGGCUGAGUAAUGUUGUCUCAACCGCCUCAAACUGUUACGGACUUGAUAAGACCGAUACCAGAUAUGUUAAAACGGGCCAAACCAACGAAAGAUGGAAAGAUUGUAGCUGUAGUAAAUUGCAGCGAUGAUGAUGAUGAUGAUGGAGUUAGUAGUGCUGCACAUAGUAGUGAUCAGACCAGGUUCAUUGAUGUUUCAUUUCUGUAUUAGUUAAAAACCUAUUCCUGAGUUCCUCAGACUAAUAUUGGCUUUAAAACGGUCCUAGACCUUUCAGUAAAUUGUGUAUUUUUUUAUGUUGUGUUUUUGAAAUGAAUGCUGUGUGAGGUGACUAUUAGCCAAAGUGAGCUUAUAGAGUGGCAAGGCUGGGCAUAUUGGCACAGACACUGGAAGAGUCUUGAUUAGAGAGUCUUGUUAUCUGUGGAAUAGCCUGAAGUGUGUGUGUGUGUGUGUGUGUGUGUGUGUGUGUGUGUGUGUGUGUGUGUGGCGGAGCUAGAUGGUGUAAUGUGUGAAACAUUACACCAACCAAACUACCUGCCUGUGCCAUCUGUGCACCAACAAUGAAGAUGGAAGAACAUUAACCUCUAAUUUAUUCAUGUGCUAUUAUUAAUUAACCCUAUGUGGCACUUUUGAAAUUGUUAAGUGAAAAAAAUUAAGGAGUUUGGGGUUUCUUGACAUGAAGGCGAAGCAGGCAAGUUUUGUUUUGAUCACGUUUCGUUCAAUUCAGACAAAAAAUAAUCUCUUUGAUAUGUCAGGAUCGAUCUCUCAAUCAGUCGCACUUUGCUGACGUUCAUUUCAUAAGUGUGGAGUAGUCUUAAGUCCUGAGAGAAGUCCAGCUUUAGUCUUAAGUCCUGAGAGAAGUCCAGCUUUAGUCUUAAGUCCUGAGAGAAGUCCAGCUUUAGUCUUAAGUCCUGAGAGAAGUCCAGCUUUAGUCUUAAGUCCUGAGAGAAGUCCAGCUUUAGUCUUAAGUCCUGAGAGAAGUCCAGCUUUAGUCUUAAGUCCUGAGAGAAGUCCAGCUUUAGUCUUAAGUCCUGAGAGAAGUCCAGCUUUAGUCUUAAGUCCUGAGAGAAGUCCAGCUUUAGUCAAGUUCAAAAUGUAAGUUUCUUGAUAUUUUAUUUGUUUUAUCAAGGCACCCACCUUCAGUCUGAUUUUUACCGUAAGCUGCUGUUGAAACAGCCCUACCUACUUCAUAGUCAAAGUACUGUUUUAGCGGUCAUUAUAUACCAGAUCCUAUUCCAUAUAAGCUGGCAUAGAAGUUCACUUCUGCUGUGGCAUUACACAUGAAAGCACCAGUGGUCUCCUCCUGUCCAAGUUGCUCUUACCAGGAGGAUGAAGGAAGUUCUCCAAGUUUCAAAUGGCACCCUAUUCCCUAUAUAGUGCACUACUUUUGACCAGGGCCCAAUGUGGGCUCUGGUCAUAGGUGGUGCACUAUAUAGGGAAUAGGGUGUCAUUUGGGACGUACAUAAGGUCUCGGGGUCAUUUGUGUAUAAGAUGAUUUAUACCUCUGGUGUGGGUGAAGGUGCCUGUGACUUCAGUUGGUGUUUUUUCCCAUCCUGCUUCACGGAGACACCUCUGCACUGAAAUGUAGUGAAAUGACAUACUUAUCAGUCUUUAUUAUACAAAGAAAUACUUGUUUGUAUUUAUUUUUUACUCUUACUGCAGUUGAAAUAGGAAUAUGGGACUUCUGUCUCCCUUCUCCAAUAGGACAAUGUGGAAAAAAAGAGGCUUAUGAGAGCAUUUGCGUACGUGUCGCCUCUCGAUAUCUUGAAUAAAAAUAUUUUGUCAGGACUCGCCCAAGAUGCCUUAUGGAAGUAAUGUUAUGUACUUUGCUUGUAGACAUGGACAUGUCUAAAAAAAUAUGGAUGCAACAUAGGGGAGGGAAAGAAAGCGCCAACAAUUGAUGUCCAACCAAAUGAACACUCUAGGAGUGAUCGUGAAAAACUAUAGGAAUUCCACUUUCUAGGAAUAAGAGAUUUGCUUUGGUACUGGGGUUGUUAUUUAAUGACUGUCUUAAAAAACUAUAUUUAUACUUGAAAGAAUAUCCCAAGAUGCAAAAGUAUGUGUGUCUGUAUGUAUGAGAGAAUAUCCCAAGAUGUACCGUAUGUGUGUCUUAUGUAUGAGAGAGAGCUAGAGUAACGGAUAGCACUUAUUUAAAUUGAAAGUAAAAGGAAAGACCAUAUGAUUUGCAUCUAGGGAUAUUCUUUCAAGUAUCAGAAGAUUCUGAUGAGGAAUUAGGAAUCAAUUUUUGCAUAAUAUUUCAACGAAUGUUUUGGCUCUGAAGAAACAAGAUUCCAGAUUAGUUAUGAACUCAUCAAAUUGUAAUAAUAUUUGUCGCACUUUGGUCUACUUUUUUCAGUGCAAUUAUUUUGUACAGUGUUAACUUCUUGAAGUCUGAAUGCCUUAAAAAGAAACUGCCGCAUUUAUUUUCAAGGAAUGUUUUACCCACUGUAUGUACCGUAAAUAAACCAAAUUUUCUACAUGUUGGAAAGUAUGUUCUGCUGUCAGUUUUGUUGUAAUUCUGUAAUCUCUCUGUUCCUAAUUGAAUAAAAGACAUGUCGUUGUCUUAGCAUUUACUGGUCCCA